AUGCCUGUACACGUGGGACCCAACUAUAGAAGACUUACAAAGGGGCAGGUGCACUAUAAUAUUGUGAUUUGGUGGCCCGGCCUCAGUGCCUCCUCCAUGGAGCUAGAAACCUUGAGGCCACUUGUAGGCCCCUACCUGCAGAGCCCCCCACCUGUAAGCACUGGCCUCUCUCCUGGCCGGUUGCUGGGGCUGAGCUCAGAAGCUCCCCCAGCCUCCCCAGCCUCACCCCGGACCUCCGGGCCUUUGCCCAGGCCCCAGUGCCCGAAGGCAUUGGUGACUGAUUUUGGCCUAGCAGUGAAGAAGCAAGGCAGGAGUGAAGCCAUGAUGCAGACCACGUGUGGGACUCCGAGCUACAUGGCCCCUGAAGUUAUCAAUGCCCACGACUAUAGCCAGCAGUGUGACAUUUGGAGCAUAGGUGUCAUAAUGUACAUUUUGCUGUGUGGAGAUCCACCCUUUAUGGCAAGCUCAGAAGAGAAACUUUUUGAGUUAAUAAAAAAAGGAGAACUACGUUUCGAAAAUCCAGUCUGGAAUUCCAUAAGUGAAAAUGCUAAAAGUGUUUUGAGACAGCUCAUGAAAGUAGAUCCUGCUCACAGAAUCACCGCUAAGGAACUCCUUGAUAACCAGUGGUUAACAGGCAACACACUUUCCUCAGGGAGACCAUCCAAUGUAUUAGAAAUGAUGAAAGAAUGGAAAAAUAACCCAGAAAGUGAUGAGGAAAACACAGCACGUGAGAAGAAUAAUUGGCCCAUUCAAGAAAAAUCAAAAAGUUAUGAACUCAAAGGAAAUGUCCAUGAUGUCAAUGACACUUCAGAUGAGGAGGAAGAAAAACAGCCCACUGCUUCUGCAGAGGAGUCUCCCUCAACCAGUAAGAAGGCAAAUACAGACAACGCGGACACGUGCUGUUCAACUUCCACAUCUGGCAAGCUCCUCCCCGCGGAUCCCAAGGGUGAACUGGAGAAAAGCCCCGUGACUUCAGGCCAAGGGACCACAACCAAAGUCACCGUGAAAUCCACUGCCCUGGCUAAAAUCAAAAAGAAACUGUAA
Molecule: messenger RNA, 1044 nt
Organism: Lepus europaeus (European hare)
Lineage: Eukaryota; Metazoa; Chordata; Mammalia; Lagomorpha; Leporidae
Product: serine/threonine-protein kinase 33-like
Exons: 3
Coding region: 1-1044 (347 amino acids)
Biological process (GO): protein autophosphorylation; peptidyl-serine phosphorylation; intracellular signal transduction
Cellular component (GO): cytoplasm; nucleus
Molecular function (GO): calcium-dependent protein serine/threonine kinase activity; calcium/calmodulin-dependent protein kinase activity; calmodulin binding
Source: RefSeq, a predicted model, not a curated record